CAGUCUUGGGCUCAUCCUAAUGCUGCAAGUACAGAAUCAUCCACGUCCAAACCACGUGACAAAUGGACGAAAGGCGGGCCCCUCAACAAAAACCCGACAGAAGUCUCCGCGAAACUGUCGGAGCUGGCCGAACGGUUCGCCUGCACAAUGUGUGACUUCCGAACGGCGGCGCUGGCCAAGUUGCGCUGCCAUUUACGGCUGCACGUCUCACCAGGCAACCAACUGCGCCACUGUCCCUACUGCGCCUACAACACACUGCACGCGAACACACUGCGCGCACAUGUGCGAACGCACACUGGAGAGAGACCGUUCAAGUGCAACCAGUGUGACUACAGCACUUCGUACAGUACCACGCUGAAAACCCACAUGCGGAUCCACAGUGGAGAAAAGCCCUACAAGUGUCAGAUAUGUGACUACAGUUCUACCCAAUCCACAAAUCUACGCACCCAUAUGCGAAUACAUAGUGGAGAGAAACCUUACGAGUGCAACAUAUGUGAAUACAGAUGCGUGGACUCCAGUACCCUGUUGAAACACAUCAAGAGUCACACGGGCGAGCGAGCCGCGACUGAAAAGAAGAAGCCGAAAACGCUGACCUGUGAAGAGUGCGGCUACAAAUGCGCCUACCAGGCCACCAUGACAGUGCACAUGCGCACACACACCGGAGAGAGGCCAUACAAGUGUGAGCUGUGCGACUAUGCAUGCACACACAUCACCAGCUACAAGAACCACAUGCGCAUGCACACGGGCGACAAGCCAUACAAGUGUGCACAGUGCGACUUCAGCACCAGUCACUCGAGUCAUCUGAAGAGGCAUAGCAGACGGCACACGGGUGAGAGGCCCUAUGUGUGUGACGUAUGCAAGGCCGGCUUCACACAGAAGACGCAUUUGGACAAGCAUGUCAGGACUCAGCAUAGGACAGACACUGUUCAAGCAUAGAGAAGACAUCCCAUGAUUUGUAAAAUUCAACACAAUAUGAUACACUAUCAUCUAAACUUGAUACACAACACCAUAAUUUGAUACAAAACUUCCUACUUUGAAUGAAUUCUACCAAAGACCUUAAAGAUGCAUAGACU
This is a messenger RNA of Nilaparvata lugens (brown planthopper), 1073 nucleotides long. Its product is annotated as zinc finger protein 525. Gene Ontology annotation, biological process: regulation of transcription by RNA polymerase II. The transcript has 4 exons. NCBI's taxonomy places the organism in Eukaryota, Metazoa, Arthropoda, Insecta, Hemiptera, Delphacidae. The record is from RefSeq and is a predicted model, not a curated record. The coding region runs from base 148 to 936 and encodes 262 amino acids. Gene Ontology annotation, cellular component: nucleus. Gene Ontology annotation, molecular function: RNA polymerase II transcription regulatory region sequence-specific DNA binding; DNA-binding transcription factor activity, RNA polymerase II-specific.